Messenger RNA from Struthio camelus australis, 2288 nucleotides. Lineage: Eukaryota; Metazoa; Chordata; Aves; Struthioniformes; Struthionidae. The record is from RefSeq and is a predicted model, not a curated record.
AUGAGUGCCUACGAUCUCAGCACAGAUCCGUACAAGCCUGUAGAGCCCUGUGCCAUCUCAUACAGGCCUGUAGAGCCUAGCACUGACCCAUACGAGCCCAAAAAGGACCCAGCCCAGUUCCUCCAGGUCCACGGCCGGGCCUGCAAGGUGCAUCUGGACUCGGCCGUCGCCCUCGCCGCCGAGAGCCCCGUCAACAUUCUGUAUCUGGUCUUUCCCAGCUCCCCCGAGCAGGAGUCCGACGAGAGAAAAUGCAACUAUGAGCGAUACAGAGGCCUGGUGCAGAACGACUUUGCUGGCAUCUCUGAGGAGCAGUGUCUCUAUCAGAUUUACAUCGACGAGCUCUACGGGGGACUCCAAAAGCCAAACGAAGAUGAGAAAAAGAAGCUGGCGGAGAAAAAGGCCUCCAUCGGCUACACGUACGAGGACAGCACCGUAGCUGAGCUCGAGAACUCCUUGGAGAAGCGGGGGGAUGAGGAAGACUCUGAGGAGGACAGCAACACGGAUGAAGACGAAGUCAUCCCCGAUAUUGAUGUCGAAGUGGACGUGGACGAGUUGAAUCAGGAGCAAGUGGCCGACCUGAACAAGCAGGCGACCACAUACGGCAUGGCAGAGGGGGACUUUGUCAGGAUGCUGCGAAAAGACAAAGAGGAGGCAGAAGCAAUUAAACACGCCAAAGCCUUGGAAGAGGAGAAGGCCAUGUACUCGGGCCGUCGCUCUCGUCGCCAGAGGAGGGAGUUCAGAGAGAAACGCUUGAAAGGGAGGAAAAUCAGCCCUCCCAGCUACGCCCGAAGAGACAGCCCCACGUACGAUCCCUACAAACGGUCUCCCUCAGAGUCCACCUCUGAAUCCCGCUCCCGUUCCCGCUCGCCAUCUCCUGGCCACGAGGAGAAGAUCACCUUCAUCACCAGCUUCGGCGGCAGCGAUGAAGAGGCGGCGUCCGCGCAAGCUGGCGGCGUCCCCGGGAAAGCCACCUCGCUCGGCAAACAGCGCUCCACCCCAGGGCAGCCGGGCAGCACUGCGGCAGGUCAUAGCACCUCUUCCCGGUCGGUAACUCUCCCAUCUGGCUCGCUUUCCCAAUCCUUAACCGCAGAGAGCACAGCAGGGGCCAGGCAGACCGCCCAGCCCCUCGUGGGCCUGGAGCCGGGAUGGUUCUGCUCGGAGACGCUGGCAGGGGGCUCUCCCGACAUCCGUGGCCUGGCUGCUGGCCCUUCUCAAAGGGGGAAUGUCCCAGGAGGGAGUGGGUGGCUCAUUGCAGCAAGGCCGGGGGAAGCCAUGCAGAGCUGCCGAGGGUGGACAGGGAGAGAUUUGAGCAGGUGGCAACUGGAAAGAGGCUGUGUCCCCGAUUCAGUGAGCCGUGGGGCAGGCGUACGGGGCUCCAGGUUGCCUGGUCCUUCUUGCCAGGUCCCGGCAGGUGCCCACCCAGCUCUGCUGCUGGGCCGGGGCAGAGGGAGAUGUCGUGGUAUCAGAGCAAAGCUUGUUGGCUCACAGAGAGGGACUUUGCAGCACCUCUGGGCCCUCCUGGAGUUUGUGGGAUGGGGGAUUUGGGAAGCAGAAACGCAGUCCCGCAGCCGGAGCCGACGGUACUCCGGAGGGGGCUCGCGGGACAGUCGGCGCCGUUCCAGGUCCUAUUCUCCCGACCGGGGGUAUCGCUACAGCUCCCGCCGCCGCUCCAGGAGCCGUUCCAGAUCCGGGGAGCGCUACCGGCGGGGUGGCAGGUCGAGCAGACACUGGAGCAGCAGCCCGAGCAGCCGAAGCCCCAGCGAUUCACGAAGCCGCAGCAAGUCGGUGUCUCCAGUGAGAGAGAAACCGCUGAGGCCUGCAGCAUCCCCAGCCGUGGGGGAGAAACUGAAAAAGGCUGACACUGCUGCUGGUAAAGAGACAGGAGCUGCCAAACCCAAGCUGACGCCGCAGGAGAAGCUGAAGCUCCGCAUGCAGAAGGCGCUGAAUCGGCAGUUUAAAGCUGACAAAAAGGCAGCACAGGAGAAGAUGCUACAGCAGGAACACGAGAGACAGGAGCGCGAAGACGAGCUGCGGGCCAUGGCGCGGAAGAUCCGCAUGAAGGAGAGAGAGCGGCGUGAGAAAGAGCGGGAGGAGUGGGAGAGGCAGUACAGCAGGCAGAGCCGGUCUCCGUCCCCGCGAUACAGUCGGGAAUACAGCUCCUCGAGGAGGCGGUCCCGGUCCCGGUCGCGGAGCCCUCACUACCGCCACUAACAGCCCGGCUCCGGGAGACGCUGUACAUUGCUGGUUUUGUUCAUUAUGUGCCGUUAUCAAAUAAAGAAGGAAAUCCC